Messenger RNA from Cannabis sativa, 858 nucleotides. RefSeq lists its product as uncharacterized. The record is from RefSeq and is a predicted model, not a curated record. Gene Ontology annotation, molecular function: nucleic acid binding; zinc ion binding. Bases 1 to 858 code for a protein of 285 amino acids. The transcript has 2 exons. Lineage: Eukaryota; Viridiplantae; Streptophyta; Magnoliopsida; Rosales; Cannabaceae.
AUGAAAUUCAAAAAAGGAGGAGAUGAGCUCAAACAUGCAUUUGAUGGAGCUUCGAAAGCUUACACUAUAGAAGAAUUUGAGAAAUGCAUGCAAGAUUUGGACAACAUUGACUUAAGAAUAAGAGAUUUCUUGGCCAAUGAAGUUGGAUAUGAUAAAUGGACAAGGCUAUACAGCAUGAAUAAAAGAUACAAAACAAUGACAUCAAACAUAGCAGAGUCAGUGAAUGCAGCUCUCAAAUCAGUAAGAGAAUUACCAGUUGCAACCUUACUAGAAUGUCUACACUCUUUGGUACAAAGAUGGUAUUGGGAAAACAAAAAUAGAGCCUUGAAAACGGACACUACUUUGGCAAAUAUUCCAGAAAAGGCUCUCAAGAAACAAAGAGAAAUGGGCUUAAAAUACAAGGUUGAGACAGCUAACCUUCUUGUAUACAAAGUGCACGAUUAUACAAGCUCCUACAUAGUAAAUCUGGAAAACAAAACAUGCACGUGUCAGAAGUUUGACUAUGACGAAAUGCCUUGCUCGCAUGCAAUGGCUGUACUAGCCAAAAGAAACUUCUCUUGCUACAAAUACUGCUCCUACUACUACACUAAAGAAGCUUUCAUGUCAACAUAUGAGGAUAGCAUACUUCCAUUAGGUGAAGCAACAUCAUGGAAUAUACCAGAGGAUGUGAAGAAUAUCACAGUACAUCCACCAAAAUAUAAAAGACCAGCUGGGAGGCCAAAGAAAGAUAGAUAUAAAGGAGCAAUGGACACAAAAACAAAAGUCAAGUGUGGGAAAUGCAACCAAAAAGGACAUAAUCGACGGUCUUGCAAAAAUGAAGCAAUUCUAAAUCCACUGAAGAGAAGAAAGUUACUUUAG